Messenger RNA from Iphiclides podalirius (scarce swallowtail), 285 nucleotides. NCBI's taxonomy places the organism in Eukaryota, Metazoa, Arthropoda, Insecta, Lepidoptera, Papilionidae. The record is from the annotation of a GenBank genome assembly.
AUGUGGCUGAUGGGGUCUGGGAAACGUGGCGUCAUUGUUGAACCGAAAAUCCGAUCGUCACGCGACUGUCAACCGUACGGUGCUGACAAUAGGGGCUGCCCGCCGAUGUCGAACUGUUCAGCUAUCCUUGAAAGGGCCGCGUUCCGAUUUGAGCUCUAUCAUCGGGCUGUAGAGUUGACAUUGCUCGGGCGUUCCGCAUCACCGGUGCCCGUCACGGGCGGCUGUCCACCUGCUAAGGUGGUCACCAAUAUGAAUGUAAUUAGAGGUUACACGUGUGUGUACGGU